Messenger RNA from Quercus robur (English oak), 498 nucleotides. RefSeq lists its product as uncharacterized. NCBI's taxonomy places the organism in Eukaryota, Viridiplantae, Streptophyta, Magnoliopsida, Fagales, Fagaceae. The record is from RefSeq and is a predicted model, not a curated record. The transcript has a single exon. The coding region runs from base 1 to 498 and encodes 165 amino acids.
AUGGCUAGCCCUCCUCUUCCAACUCCAAAGAGCUGGUUCAGAUAUUUCCAAUAUGAGGAAGGAAGGGACUCGCCAAACGAUGCGCGAAACGUUCUCUUAGUAGUUGUCACACUCAUUACUGCAGUGACCUUUCAAGCUGGGGUUAACCCCCCUGGAGGGGUUUGGCAAGAUGAAAAAUAUGGUCCAAAUGGACACAAAGCAGGAAGAGCAAUUUAUGCGUCUCAAAAACAAGCCUACUAUGUUUUCUUGUUUUCUAACACCUUGGCUCUUUCAACAUCGGUUCUUGUCAUUAUGUCCCUCACAUAUAGGUUCCCUUUCCAUUUAGAAGUAUGGUUUGCCACAGCUUCAAUGCUUGUUACAUAUGCAUCUGCGGUAUUUGCUGUCACGCCUGAUGAAUCUUUUAGAUUUCGGUACAUCUUGAUAGCUUCUCUUGGGCCUUUUGCUUUACGAUGUUUGAUUCAAAUAUUCAAAAAGUAUAGAAGUUUGAGUUCCAACUAG